This is a messenger RNA of Archocentrus centrarchus (flier cichlid), 1833 nucleotides long. It is a transcript of the gene dph7, whose product is annotated as diphthamide biosynthesis 7. Gene Ontology annotation, molecular function: diphthine methylesterase activity; protein binding. The record is from RefSeq and is a predicted model, not a curated record. Gene Ontology annotation, biological process: protein histidyl modification to diphthamide. Lineage: Eukaryota; Metazoa; Chordata; Actinopteri; Cichliformes; Cichlidae. Bases 159 to 1487 code for a protein of 442 amino acids. The transcript is spliced from 10 exons. Gene Ontology annotation, cellular component: cytoplasm.
AGGACAGAUACAGGGAAUUUUCCAUACCAUUCUUCUGCUUUGGUACCUGAACGCACCGUGACGCUCUGCGAUGACGUAAGGACGUGAGAAGCACCGAGUACCAAGGCUGGCACACAUUAGUUGGACCGGAGGGGUAACGGCAUGCACAGCAGUGGGUCAUGGCUUGGAAGUCGAAGACUCGCAGUCUACAGGUGUUUGACACGGAGCUGAGCGCCGACACAGUGGAGUGGUGUCCCGUUUCACCCAGUCACAGCAUCCUGGUCUGCGGAACCUAUCAGAUACAGAAAAGGGGAGGGGAAGAAGAUGCCACCCCGAGCAGGAUCGGUCGUCUCUACCUUUUUGAAUUUCGGCGUGAGGGACUGAUGUGCCCGCCUCUUACUGAGCUGCAGCGCAUGGACACGGCAGCCAUUUUAGAUUUGAAAUGGUGCCACGUGCCUGUAUCAGACAGGGCAGUGCUGGGAAUGGCAGCAGCUACCGGGGAGCUGCAGCUGUACACGCUGUCUCACAAUCAGGAGGGCAGCCACAGUCUGCAGUCUCUGUGUAGUCUGGAGGUUGGAGCAGAGCGGCUGGCUCUGUCGUUAGACUGGUCGACUGGGAGAAUGGACAGCAGUGAUGUACGGGUGGUGUGCAGUGACUCUGCAGGCUGCAUCAGCGUGCUCUCCCUGGCUGAAGGCGCUUUAACGGCCCUGUCGCAGUGGAAGGCCCACGACUUUGAGGCCUGGAUCUCAGCCUUCUCUUACUGGGACACACAGCUGGUGUACUCUGGCGGUGAUGACUGCAAACUGAAAGGCUGGGAUCUAAGGAUCGGUCCCUCCAGCCCUACUUUCACCAGUAAAAGGCACUCAAUGGGCGUGUGCAGUAUUCACAGCAACCCUCAUCGGGAGCACAUUCUGGCUACAGGCAGUUACGAUGAGCAGAUUUUGCUCUGGGAUGGCCGAAACAUGCGACAGCCCCUCAGUGAGACUCCAGUGGGUGGUGGAGUGUGGAGACUGAAGUGGCAUCCCACCCAUGAGCACCUGCUGCUGGCAGCCUGCAUGCAUAAUGACUUCCACAUCCUUCACUGUCAGCAGGCUUUAGAGGGCAGUGCAGGAGCGUGCCCCCUUGCAGCCUCCUACAUCCUCCACAGCUCCUUGGCAUAUGGAGCAGACUGGUCCAGGCUGUCCCUGGAGGACCCUGCUCCCUGUUCCCCGCCCACCACAGAACCAAAGGAGAGCGCUGCAGAGAGCCGAGGACACUUAAGGAUUCAGUAUGAAUCUCCCACUGCCAGCUUUGACACUUCCCUGGAGGACGAUGCUGGCCGAUACAUCCCAGAGGGAAUUACAGCACCUCAGACCACCCCUACUCCAGGUCCUGCCCUCAACCCAGAUGAGGACACUCCCUCACUGUCCUGUCUGCUGGCAAGCUGCUCAUUCUAUGACCACAUGCUCCAUGUGUGGCGCUGGGACUGGACCCCAGACAAGGCUCUACAGGAAUCACAGCAAUGUUGACACUACUGAAAUCAAAAUGUGUAGCCUGACAACAGCAAGGGCAUGUUAUGCUGUUUUUCCAUUCACUGUUUUUAUCAUGAAGAUUCCUAUACUUUGGAAUGACUUAUCAUGUUAUAUGCAAUUAGCAAAACCCUCUAUUUUCAUAAUGACACAAUUUUUUUAUAAACUUGUAUUUAAGCAAAAAUUGUUUAUAAUCCUCAUACUCAUGUCCUAUAGCUACAAGAGCAAUACAACUAUUCACCUACACAAAGUCUUUAUUCUGGUUCUUUUUUUAAAAGUAAUUGUACUGUAAGGAUAAUUGUUAGAAUAAGAUAUACACACCUUGUUUAAAGAUGAUCAUUUAUUU